GCAGACAGGCCACAAUCACCAGCUGCCCCAGCUCAGUGGCAGUGAUAAAAUUUCCAAUUUUCAACAAAAGCACGUGACUUUCUAUAAUUAGUAAUUCUAUUAUCCAGGCUUACCGUAUAUUAUAUUAAUAAUCAGUAGUAAAAGGAAGUAACCGAGUAACGUGACUAUCACCUUUCUUAAGUAUAGAAAGAAGGCGCAACUGAUCGUAAGUGAUAGUAAAAUGAUCGUAAUUAAUCGUAACGGACUUAUGUAUGUAUACGAAAAUUGCGCUGCGCACUUAAGCUAAAUCCGUAGUGACUCACUAAGUACCUGUAGUAUUACCAUUAGAACAAUCACCAAUGAGUCCCGUGAUAGCAGACCAGGUAGGUCAAGUAGAUCAAGUAGAGGGACAGAGUAGUGAACCAUCCACACCCAAAUCAGCAUCGGCAUUAACUCCGCUACGGCUUUCUGUACCUGCUUUUGAGCAAGCUCCUAAGAGAGUAGGAGAUGAACAUGGACAAGAACAUGAACAUGUCACAGUGAAAGUGCCUCGAAUAAAUACUCCUCCAACAAAUAAGAAUAUAUCUACAGUGCCGAGAAGACCGAAGAAGGAUGGGUUUGAAUUGGAUCUCAGUUUAAUUGAGAAUGAGAAUGAGAAUGAACUGGUGAAGAGCUCGAAGGAGGAUCCUAGCGAGAAAGAAGGCUCGAGUAAGAAUCAGAACCAUGAAGAAGUCAAAGAACAAGUAAAUCAACAAGUACGCAGUUCAAGUUCCAGGCCAGAAAAGGCACAACUUAAGAAAGUAGGCGAAUUGGCCUCUCUCUUCCAAGAUACCAGAAAGCUGCUUCAGCAGGACUGUAAUGUAGCAGAUACCAUUAAACACAAAGAAGUUAUGGAUCCUACCCGAGAUCAUAAGAUUCAUGUCUCUAAGAUAUCACAAGCUAGAGCUGAAAAGGUUCGGUCUAUGAUUGGAGUGAAAUACUUUCAAAUGCAACGAUUGUAUGAAUUAUCAUUAGCUCAAAGAGAUAAUAAUACUCAUCCAGGAGUAGAAGGAGUAUACAAUCCACUACAAAUCAUUAGAAAUAGAGAAUUACGAGCAAAAUAUCAUGAAUAUCCUAAAAAUCUAACCAUGAAAUCAGUACCGUUGGCAUGUAAUGUGUUUAGUAAAUAUAAUCGAGAUCCUAGUCAUCCUUAUAAAAUGGUAUGGUCUAUUGAACUUAAAGAGGUAUUAGGGGAUGUGAAUUUUCGUGCUAAUCAUUGGCAUGAACUUCGGAAUCCAAAGGGUCAACUUUGGUUUCCCCAAUCCAAAUCAUCUUCAUCAUCUACUGUGACUAGUAAUGAAGAGAGUAAGACUUCUGAUUUAAGACAAAGAAUCCAUGAUAAGCUUUUCAAUUCAGAAGAGUCCAUCCCCUGGCAUAAGUCUAAAUCUAGGAGAACUUCAAGUGCUACGGCUGCCAGUGGUGACAGUGAGUUAUUAAGAAUUAGUCGUACUAAAUCGCCAGCCAGUAGGAGAAUGAAGGAUCGAGUAAAAAGACAUACGAGAAAGCUCUAUAAUGGAGUUAGUUCUUCUUCAAGUGAUGAAGAUGUAGAGUCAGGAACUGAGUACAAUAAUCGAGGUGAUGCUUUAAAACAGCAGAUAUUUAAUAAAGUAUCGGUUUCUCCAGAGCGAGUAAGAGGAGUGGAAGAAGAUAAUAAAAGUAAUAGUAAUCGUAGUAAGAGUGAAGUGUUGUUGAUAGCUCCAUCGAUUAAGAUUGAUAGUGCUGAUAGUAAUGAAACUACUGAUAUUAAUAAUGUAAUAUUUAGUCCUAUAGACAAGAAGGAUAGUAUUAAGAUGGAAGUUCAAGAAGUUGAAAAACUGGAGAUUGAACAUGCUGAGAAUCCAAAUGGUGGUGAAAGUAGUCAAAUGUCAGUAUCAAUAACUCCUAUACUGCUGGUUCCACCUUUAGUAGAUGCUAAUCAAAAGGAAUUUCAAGAAAUGUUAGAUGAUUUCAAUUACUUUGAGAAGUUUGUUAGUCUUAAAUCCAAUUAUUUAUUAAAGGUAUACCCAAAUUAUACUCGAGCUUUGGCAUUGAAAUUGUCUGAUAUUUUACAUAAUAAAUUAUUUAAUGUUUUCCAUGCCACUUCAAUAAUAAGUGAUGAUUAUUUACCGGAAUAUGAAGAUUUAUAUAAGGGAUUCUCUAAUGAAGUUAAAUCAGUUGUUCAUAUGAUUAAUGAUGAUUAUUCUAUUAAAGUUGAUAAUCUCUUGAGUAAUAGUGAUAGAUCAAUUAGUGAAAUUAAUGCAUCAUUGACUCUUGAGUUACGGAAAGUUAAUGAACGAUUAGAUAAGUUGGAUAAUUCAUUAUUUGGUAAUUCAUUAACUAAUCGAUUAAAGGAGGGUCAAUUAAAGAUUAAGGAUAAAGAUAAUUAUGGAGUAUUAUACUUUUGUUUAGAGAAUUUCAUAGUUAUUUUACUCCGAAUUAUUUGGGUUAUUGUUAAUUUAUAUAAAGGUUUGGAAAUGGUGCUUUUAUUCAUAUGGAGAAUUAUUAAGUUUAUUAUAUAUUGAUUUAAUGUUGUCUUCUAUUAGUACUUAAUAAAUGCAAUUCAGAUAUAAGAUUAUUGGCAUUAAUGAGAUGUUCAUAUCUUAAAGCCAUAUCGCCAGUUAAAGAUGUUUCUGUUAUUGUUGUAGUUGUAGUUGUAGUUGUAGGUGAUUUUGGUUUAGGUUUAGAAAAUGUUUUAUGAAUACC
Scheffersomyces amazonensis is the source of this 2700-nucleotide messenger RNA. RefSeq lists its product as uncharacterized. The record is from RefSeq and is a predicted model, not a curated record. NCBI's taxonomy places the organism in Eukaryota, Fungi, Ascomycota, Pichiomycetes, Serinales, Debaryomycetaceae. The transcript has a single exon. Bases 339 to 2519 code for a protein of 726 amino acids.